Suillus plorans is the source of this 1422-nucleotide messenger RNA. RefSeq lists its product as uncharacterized. The record is from RefSeq and is a predicted model, not a curated record. Gene Ontology annotation, molecular function: Hsp90 protein binding. NCBI's taxonomy places the organism in Eukaryota, Fungi, Basidiomycota, Agaricomycetes, Boletales, Suillaceae. The transcript has 8 exons. Bases 1 to 1422 code for a protein of 473 amino acids.
AUGCAGAUCCUCACCAUCAGCACGACAGCCCGCGACGCAUGCACAACCGGGGACUUGCCUCCUGCUGAUAGACUAUUAACACAAGCUAUUGGCAUCGAUAGCAAUGACUACACCUCUUAUGCGAAUCGCUCGUUUGUCAAGGCACGAAAUUCAGACUGGGACCACGUACUUGAGGACGUGCUCAAAAGCACCAGUAUUCAGCCAUCCUUGAUGGGCUGUAUAUCCAAGGGCAUAGCCCACUGUGGAAAAAAACAGUUCCAGGACGCGAUGAAAGCAUUUGACCUUGCGUUCAUGUACGUGGAGGCAGAUUUGAAUAAAACUCGUCUUCUACUCUUGAUCGAGGUCAUCGCUUCUUUUAAUGCAAAUAAACAUGACGAGGCGAUUAUGCGCGUCCAAGAGCUAGCUACCACUCGUCCCAAUCCAAAUUUUCUUGUGUGUGGUAUCGUGAAAGCUUAUUUACACGUCCAACUGGGAAUGAAUGCAUUAGAUGACGCACGUCACAACGAAGCGGUUGGCCACUUCACUGCUGCCGUCAACGCUAUCGGUUUCUCGUCUAUGUCGGCCAUCCACUCUAGAUACGAUGUCUUCGCGGUGUUAUUCGGGUGGGGUCUUCGGUCUUUUUGGCGAACUGCACACCGGAAUUGGUGCAAUGCGCUCCUUCGGGUAGGUAAACUUCCAGAAGCCAUCAAAGCAUACCGAUACAUGAUGGACAGGGCUGAUGAGGCUACGAAAGCAUGCCUUGAUUGGUCCACUGGCAAGUCUUCCAAGCUUUAUGCUGCCGCUGGAGUGGCUGACCUCGCUGGGAGUGGAGAUGCUGCUCUCGCUGCAGGUAAUUAUGACAGGGUCAUCGAGCUUUACUCCGCGGCAAUCAACCUCAAUUUAGCAACCGAUACAAUCUUUGCGAACCGCAGUACAGCGCGGUCGGGAAAAAUACUAUGGAACGACGCAUUCCUCGACGCAGAAAAGGUCAUCGAACUCGACCCCUCAUCUUACUUUGGAUAUCAGUUGAAGCAUGCGGUACUUCAUGACGCACACCGAUAUGAUGAAGCCAUCGAGGCCUUCAAAAUCAUGAUCUCCAAGUUGGAAAAUACUUUCGACACGCAAACCCAAAAUUUGGGCCAAAAGCAUGUUGGGCCAUCCGAAGCAGAACGUGCUAUUGAAGAGAGCAUGACCGCUCAGCUCAACGAUGCCCCGUAUCUUCUAAUCAACACAUCCACUGGGCGCUUAUGCAAUAGAGAGACGCAGAUCGAUACCUUCAAAGCGAGCACGGAGUACAAGGAGCUGUUAUCAUCCACAAUGAAGGAUACAGAUCUCCUAAUGCAGCGCAUCCAAGACGUGGUGGCGGCGUACUUCCGUUAUGUCAUGCUAUCGAUGAAUCAUCGAAGAUGCAUGUGCGAACUUGAACUUCGAAGAUUCAGCUGA